CACGUAUCUAACUUGGCUUACUUCAUUUCCGCAUGUCUCUCGGGAGUUCUGUAAAAGAGAACAUCAAAUAUAAAAAUUGAAACGGAAAAAAAAAAAAAAAAAAAAAAAAAACAACAGAAGACAUCUCUGGAAAUAAAGGAAAUAUUUUUUAAGACAGACCAACAUAUUAAUUGAAUCAUGGCAAGAUCAAGUCUAAGGGAUCCUUUGUUAGAUAUGAUUUCCUCAGGGUCACCAGACGUCUUGUCUUAUCUUCAUCUAGUGAGGUCUAGAAGAAUUGUUGUGUUUCAGCCAACUCUUGACCAGUGUCUGCUAGUUGCUUGCAACAAAGGGUCAAGAAUACACGUCACCUACUUACUUCAAGCUGGGGCUUACCUGGAAACCAGAGAUUGCCAUGGCAACACGCCAUUGUUGGUGGCAGCUACAAUUGGACAUGUAGACAUUGCUGCCUUGUUGAUUGAACACGGAGCAGACGUCAAUGCCAGCAACACUAGAGGACGCACGGCCUUAAUGGUUGCUUCAGAGCAUGGAUUUCCUAUCAUCGUAUCUAUGUUACUUCAAAAGAUGGCGGAUGUGAACCAUGUUGAUCAUGCCGGAAAUACGUCACUGAUUUUGUCGAUGCGCCGUGGUUGUCCUAUUGAAGUAGCUGAGACUCUCCUGAAGCAGGAAGGUGUCAACAUCGAACACAUUAAUGAGAAGGGGGAAACUGCUUUAACGAAAGCAUUGAAAGAAUUUGAACUGGAGAAGGUCAAAAUUCUCCUUAAAGGUGGACCAUCAUUAAGCGAUGUUCAAAACAUUAAGGAAAGCAAUAACUACAAUCGCUGUGAAUGUGCACAAGACAUAGCUGACAAAGCUGGAAUAGGUCAAGUAGUUCGGCUGAUUCAGAAACAUAAAAACGAUGAUUCUAUGCUCUUAGAGGCCGUUCUAAAUAGAGACUUAAAAAAUAUGAAAGAAAAUCUUGUGUAA
Molecule: messenger RNA, 963 nt
Organism: Physella acuta
Lineage: Eukaryota; Metazoa; Mollusca; Gastropoda; Physidae
Product: ankyrin repeat and KH domain-containing protein 1-like
Molecular function (GO): protein binding
Source: RefSeq, a predicted model, not a curated record